This is a messenger RNA of Marchantia polymorpha subsp. ruderalis, 6168 nucleotides long. Lineage: Eukaryota; Viridiplantae; Streptophyta; Marchantiopsida; Marchantiales; Marchantiaceae. The record is from the annotation of a GenBank genome assembly.
CGAGACCGGGCCACGACGACGACGACGACGAAAGACGACGACGAGGCGCAACCUAGCGCAGGUGCUUCGUCCUCCGUCCCUCCGUGCCCUCCUCUCCCGCUGCUGAUCUCAUUGUGUGUUUCUGCCCACGGCGUCCUGCAAGCAUCCUGCCUGCUUCUCCUGCUGCGGUGGUGGUUGGAGUGCGAGCGAGCGAGCGAUUUCUUCGGUCUCUCUCUCCCUCUUUCUCUCUUUCAGACAUGAAGGCUUUCAGCCGCGGGACGAAUUCCACUGCUCUCGCUGGCCUCAGGGCGCGAAGCUGGACGCUGGCGCGAGGGAACAAGGAUUUCGUAUGAUCGGCAGAGCGUCGAAGGUCGAGCUGGUUUCGACAGCUCCGCUUUUCCGAGGAGCGGUCGAGGGCUGUGAGAAUCCGGAGGGAGGAAGAGGCGGAAGAUAUUAGGGAUAGCUGCGGGGCUCGUGGCUGGUGCUGCCGGUGUCUGUUUCUCUGGUGUCGGGCUCUUUGCCUCGUUGUAACGUACGUGGUUGUUGCUGACAUGCGACUGUGAAAGUCGAAACUUGCGAAGAGAGGAGGAGGGAGAGAUGUGUUCGGGGUGACAGGGAGAGCCGACGGGAGUGAGGGAGCUUGGAGGAGGUGACAGUGGAGUUAUUCGGAGUUAGAGGCAGGGACGGAAGAGUUGAAGAGCUUUAGUGGAGGAGGUUGUGUUUUGAACCGGGAAGGUGUCGAUAGGUACCUGACAGUGCAGUGAGCGACUUCUGCGGAGUCUUGUCGAAGCGGGUCUAGGAAACUGGCAGACUCGAGGGUGAUAGGGCGGGAGCGUGUCGGGGUGGCGAGAGAAAGGAGAUAGAGGUAGUCGUCGGGGAUGCUGCAAGGUUGGAAGCUGAGAAACAGAGCCAGUGGUCGGCGAGCGUUUGUCGAGGAAAAAAAUGAGAUGUAGCUGGAGGAGGUUUGUGCAAAGUUUGUCGCUAUCUCCGUCGCGUGUUUUCCUUCACUCCUAACCGAUCUCCUCAUGGCAAGGGGUUGUCGUUGUGCUUCUCGUCUCCUGCCAUGACGAGCUGUUGAGAACAACGCAGUGGUGGAAGGCCGGUGCUGCUUCGUUGUUGAGUUCGCGGGCUUGCCUUAUGCGUGUGUUUCUCCUGUUUUUGGUCCUUAUGCUGCCGCGGAGUCUGCAUCCUUCGAAGGCUCAGUUGAAGAGCCACGAGAGGAGUUAAGAGGCAAUGACUUGUGCAACAAAUAGGGUGGUGGGAGAAACGAGGACUGUAAGGUUAGGGUCAACAGCAACGCAGAAGAGUUCAGCCUGCUGCUUAGUCUACCUCGUAUUUCUGGUAACUUUGCUCGAUCUCGGACUAGCUCUUUCUAGCGAUGGAUUACAUCUUCUGUCCUUCAAGAGGGGGAUUACGCUCGACACUUGUAAUGUUUUGGCCGACUGGAACGAGACACACUCUCAUCCUUGUAACUGGCGUGGAGUAACCUGCGACGCUAACUCUCUGCGGGUAGUAAGUUUGAACAUUGACGGAAGGCAGGCCGGAUUAGUCGAACGGAAUGGGGCGUCCUCUGGGCCCGACCUGACUGAGGUGGAGGCCACCGCAAGUAGUGUUGUAAAUGGUAGUGUUCUUAGUUCGCCUUUAGUCUCUAGUAGAGAUGGAUCUGGCCCGCCAAAUUCUAGCCUUAGACAGGUUUUGAGCACACCUGGGGAGGCUGGAAAUUCGGUGCGGUGCCCUCUGUCGGGUACACUUUCUCCGGAGAUCGGAAAUCUCUCGGAGCUGAGAACUUUGUCCAUAAUCUACAACAAGAUAACGGGAGAAGUUCCUAGGGAGCUAGCUAAGCUAGAGUUUUUGCACACGCUAGACCUCCAGUCGAACAGUCUGAAUGGAAGACUUCCUCGGGAGCUUGGUCAGCUGCGCGAAUUACGAGUCCUUAACCUCAACAACAAUGUUCUGAAGGGCCACAUACCUCGCGAACUCACCUUCUGUCGCAAACUGCGUAGUUUGAGUCUUGCUGGAAAUGAACUCACAGGAACUGUUCCUCCAUCUCUUGGAAGCUUACAGCAAUUGGAAUGGUUGGGUCUCUCUUCCAAUCAGCUUGCCGGUACCAUUCCGUCGGAGUUGACACCUCUUAGGUGCAAAUUGAUAUUUUUGGACCUCUCGAGAAAUGGUUUCACGGGUAGUAUCCCUUCGGAGCUAGGCAACUGUGGUCGUUUGAGGUGGCUCAGUCUGAACUCUAACAGUUUGUCGGGUAGCAUCCCUCCCGAACUUGGGCGAUUGUCCAGUCUGAAGUACUUGCAGGUUGCGGUCAAUCAGUUGAGCGGUCACAUUCCUCCCCAGUUAGCACGGUGUCAGAGACUCGAGGUUUUGGUACUCUCGGGCCAGAGUGCUUCUAGAUCAUCAAGGAAGGAUGCUCCUGGCAGCUGGACGCGCCGUAGCGUCAGAUUGGGUUCAGGCGAAAACAAUCGCUUCGAAGGUCGUCUUCCUGAAGGACUCAUUUUUCUCCCAGUUAUGCGGGUUCUGUGGGCCCCUAGAGCAGGUUUGCUUGGAACUUUUCCCAGAGUAUGGGGUGCCUGCAGCAACUUGGAGAUUUUGAAUUUGGCACAAAAUGCCUUCACUGGAGAAUUGCAUGAAGGGUUGAGCAGGUGUAAGAAGCUUAUCUAUCUCGACGUGAGUUCCAACCAGUUGAGUGGGAGCUUUCCUCCUAGAGUAUCCGGCCGAUGCAUGGUGGUUUUCAAUGUGAGUAGGAACAUGUUUUCCGGGAGACUACCUGGCCUUUCAUCUCUCGAGUGUGCGAAGCCCAUGCCUGUGAAAGACUUCUACAAUCACAUCACCUGGUCCCUCCUACUCAGACAUACUUUGAACCGGGAAGCGUUGAGUUGCACUCACCAUCGUUGCACUUUAUUGUGGGCGUCCCAUAAUUAUUCGCCAACCAGCUGCAAGACGGAUGUUGUCCACGAUUGGAGUUUUAAUCAGUUCGCAGGUACGAUUCCCCUCUCCCUCUUGGGAACAGGCAUAUCGGAAGGCGUAUCUACGUACUCUUUGUCUAUGGCCGGAAAUCAACUCACAGGAACUAUUUCUCCACAUCUCUUCGACGUGUGUGAUAAAGUGCGAGGAUUUGCAGUCGACUUCAGUGUCAACAAGCUCACAGGACUUCUUCCGUCUGCGGUGCUCGGGAAGUGUGCGUCCCUGGUGGAAUUUCUGGCUGCUGGAAAUGACUUCACUGGGGAGAUGUCAGCAGAGUUUGGUGAGUUGAAGAAUCUCGCACGCCUCGACCUAUCGAAUAAUCAUUUGCAAGGUAACCUACCAAGUAAUUUGGGCAAGAUGGAGUCUCUGAAGGUGCUUUUGCUGGCACAAAACGAGUUGUGUGGAUCAUUGCCCACUUCUUUGGGCCACGCCAGAAGUCUCCAAGUUCUAGAUUUGUCCCAUAAUGCCUUUAGCGGUACGUUACCAGAGGAACUUUCCUCCCUUCGACAGCUCCAGAAGCUCUAUUUGAACCAUAACCGAUUUGACGGACUAAUCCCCGCCGGCCUCUGCAGUCUUUCUUCCUUAGUGGAAGUUAACUUAUCCUGCAACACAUUUUCGGUAUCGGUAACGUGGUUGAGGAAUAUGGACUCCGUCACCUUUACUAGAAGGGUCGGUGGAAAUCCUAUGAUUCAAGGAUGCGAGGUGACCAGUGAGUUGUCUAGGCGAUUGCUUCAAAGCACUAUGAAUAAUUACUUGGGAGGUGUGCCACCUGAUUCAGUGUCCCAAAUGCCGCCCGGGUUUUUUGAAGUGCAGAAUAGGAGAUUGAGCUCUAUAUUGAUAGCGGCUAUCACGUCAGGGUGCGCAAUUGCAUUGGUUUUGUUGGUGUUGGGUAUACUUUUUCAAUGCACAAGGCAACGGAGCCCUACGAGUCAUUGUCCGACCCCAGGUCGGAAAGAAGUAGUUACAUUCAUGACCAUCCACUGUAACAUGACGUACGAGAGUGUUGUCAGGGCCACAGGCAAUUUCAGCAUCGACAAUCUAAUAGGGAAUGGAGGUUUUGGCGCAACUUACAAAGCCGAGUUGAGGCCUGGCUUUUUGGUGGCAGUGAAGAGACUUGCCAUAGGGAGGUUUCAGGGAGUGCAGCAGUUUGACACGGAGAUCCGAACGCUCGGAAGAAUACGACAUCCCAAUCUUGUCACCCUCAUAGGCUACCAUGCUAGUCAGGAUGAGAUGUUUCUGAUCUACAAUUACUUUCCGCAAGGAAAUUUGGAAACUCUCAUUCACAGUGAGAGAGGGGACAUGGACUGGCAUACGCGACAUAGUAUCGCUUUGAGAAUUGCAGAAGCACUGGCCUACUUGCACGACGAAUGCGUUCCGAGAGUUCUUCAUCGUGACAUAAAGCCCAGCAACAUCCUUCUGGAUGAUAAUUUGAACGCACAUCUUUCAGAUUUUGGCUUGGCACGGCUUUUGGGGACUUCUGAAACUCAUGCAACGACAGACGUGGCCGGGACAUUCGGAUACGUCGCCCCAGAAUAUGCAAUGACUUGCCGUGUCACUGACAAGGCUGAUGUGUACAGCUACGGGGUGGUUUUGUUAGAGCUUCUCUCCAACAAGCGAGCAUUAGGAGAUCCCAGUUUUUUUGAAUUUGGAGACAGCUUCAAUAUUGUGAGUUGGGCCUGUCUUCUUAUCCGUCAGGAACGAGCGCACGAGGUUUUCACCGUUGGUUUGUGGGAGCAAGGGCCGGAGGAUACUUUGCUGGAGACCUUAAAGCUGGCGGUGCUCUGUACAGUGGACUCUUUAUCAAUCAGGCCGUCGAUGAAACAAGUAGUGAAUGGUUUGAAGAGACUUCAACCCUUGCCUUUGACUACUUGAUACUCGUACUUCGUUCCCAUCGCUAUCUUGUUUACGAAGAGAGUCUGUCCUUCUACCUCAGUUCCUCUCUUUUUCUGUGAUUAUUCUUCUACUUCCUUUGCCCCCGAUACCUUUGAGGAGUACACGGGGUGCUAUUUUUGACAGGAGUGGAUGAGUUGUGCUUGAAAGAUUGUUACCAUCCCACAUGAAGAUUCUGGGGUGGUUCUGCAGUCAUUGUAAUAUAAUGAAAAGAGCCGGACAAAUGUGGUUUCUUCACAACAGAUCAGUAGUUGUGCCACUUGUCCAUUUGUCUAUAAUCAUUCAACAGAAUUUUUCUUCUUGUUCAGUCUCCUGCAUUGUCCUCCGAUUUUUGCUUUUGGCAGAGCAGUGUAAGUCGUCCGAAGGAUCUGUCAGUAGGAGUACAUAGCUUGUAUCCAUACCUUGGAGUGUUAAACGGACUGGAUAAGCGGCGUGGCUAACAUAAUAUUGGCCCAGCACAGAGGUCACUAAUAAUGAAGCCGUGUCGGUUUUGUUCACGUUGACAUUAGUAGGCAACUCACCACGUGGUCAACCGGGUCGUCGUAUUGACAUAGUACUGGAGAACUCGCUCUUUGUUCUGGAUCUUCUGAACGUCACUUUUGAAGACGCCUCUUCUUUCUUCUGAUGUCUGGUCUUUUCUGAGCAUCAAUAUGUUCUUCUUAAUUGCUCGUUGUGUCUGAAGGUUAUUAGUUCAAGUGUUAGCUGAUUCAGGUAGUCAUGUGUAUAUAUUUGAUUUGUAUAGUAUUCAGUUUAUCAUGUAGCCCCUUCCAAAUUGUUUCCCACUUUGUAGGUCCAGGGUAGAGCAGUUCUUCACACUGAGAUAUUGUCGUAGAGUGUGCAAUGUCCACAAAAGGGGCCCCCUUUUGUAGACAUCAUAGAAGAUGUUCAUAUAACACUGUCACUUUGCCACGACUCUCAUAGAAACCUCCUCUACAGGUCUUUCUAAUAAUGUACAAUUGGACCAAGCAUGUUAAGACAUUGGGCUCUUAGUUCAUGUUUGUGAUGUUCUAAGGGGCAUUCUAAAUUUUUGGGCUAAGCAUGGCUACUCAUCGACAUUGUAACUCACCUGGGGUUCAUGAAACCUUUGGGUAGGUAAUAUUGGUAGUGUUCAAUACCAGGAAUUGCUUCACCAGCAACACAGUUUGUACAGUGUAAAUCUCUUGUACAGAAGUUAUUCUUGACCAUACUUCUCACAUCUUAUUUCUUCGUAUGCGUUAAAUCGGAUAUCUUUCACGUACACUCAGAGGACCAAAUGACAACCAUGGCUGUCUAUUAAUGAAGUUCACAGACAUGGAUGUUUGGUAUUGUACCCAUCGCAACGACAACCAUAUC